Raphanus sativus (radish) is the source of this 500-nucleotide messenger RNA. RefSeq names its product F-box protein At1g10780-like. Lineage: Eukaryota; Viridiplantae; Streptophyta; Magnoliopsida; Brassicales; Brassicaceae. Bases 7 to 417 code for a protein of 136 amino acids. The record is from RefSeq and is a predicted model, not a curated record. The transcript is spliced from 2 exons.
UGGGAUAUGUUCCCUGACCUUUCAUCGCUUGAGACCUUGUCAAUUCGAGGCGUACAAUGGUGUUGGGAUGCACUAACCACUAUUCUGCAGCAAGCAAGAGACGUGAAGUAUCUCUUUAUGAAAGUAGAAUUCACAGGCAAUGAGGCCGCCCUUCGGCCUUUCCCUGAGAUUUAUUUUGUCGAGUUCUUCAAUAACCAUCCCAAGCUUCAAAAGUUUGACAUCCAUGGAGCGAUGUUCGCUGCACUUUGCCGGGAAAACAGCCUAAAGAAGGUUGAGACAGGAUUUGCAAUACGGUGUUUGGAGGAAGUUGUGAUCACAGUGAGAUCUCUAUUGAACGCAGAACGGAAAAACACGCUUGAAUUGCUAUGCGACAUGUCUGAAACGAAUGGUGAUACGGGUUUUACAGAUGAUCAGUGAUGAUGAUUUCUUCUCUGAGAUCUGCAAGUUCCAACGCAUGAAUGAACAUCUUGUUCGAAAUUGAAUGAAUUUCUUUUUCAUUU